AUUUUCUAUAAUUGAAUCAAGACUAUGUUGUUUCUUGUAACUUUGACAAUAUGAAGGUCGAUAGAACUAAAUUGAAGAAAAGUGUCUCUGAAGUGCCUGCUGAUUGCAAGGCAUUGAUAGAGAAAUUAAAAGCAUGCAGCGAGGAUGAUCUUUUAACCGAACUCAAGCAAAUUAAAUCAUGGAAUUAUGGCAAGUGUGAAUAUAUCACUGGAUGAUAUACUGACAAGUUUGAUGCCAUAUGGAUGCAGCAUGUAAAACUAUCUCCAGUUCCACCUGGAUUUUACCAUGUGAUAAAGCUGAAAAUCUAAAGUUGAAGCAAUUGCUUCACAGCAUGCUGUACUUUACAGCAUUGCUGAUUGAACACAGUUUCUCAAGACAUCUGUAUAAUUCUAUGGAGCAUUUGACCGCAUUACUAUCUUCAUCUGACAUGCAUACUGUCUUGGCUGUUCUCAAUUUAGUCUAUGUUUUCAGCAAGAGAUCUAAUUUUAUAGUGAAAUUGGCAGCAGACAAGAGAGCAGCUUUGUUGAAUAGGUUAUCUUUCUUAGCAGAGAGUUGGGGUGGCAAAGAUAAUGGUUUUGGUUUAGCUCAGUGCUGUCAAGAUCUUCCCAUUGAGGAAUAUCCUAAUAGUGCAACAACCUUGCAUUUUGAAUUCUAUACUGAGUGCAAAGAUGCGAAAAGUGCAAAGAAAUCUGUGGGAAAUACAAUAUGUGUAAUUCACCUGGAUAAUGUAGAUAAGCUUGCCGAAUCACCAGCACAUAUAAUGGAGGAUAUCUUUAAGUCAUAUGAUGUUCCUAAAGAUAAGCAGGUCAAUCCCAAGUUGGAGGCAUUUCCACAACCUUUUGCAACAGCUUUGUUUUCUUUCCUGUACCAUCUGGCAAGCUAUGAAGCUGGUGGUGAAGCAUUGGUUUCAUGCGGUAUGAUGGAGUCAUUAUUGAAAGUAAUUAGCCAUCCUGGAGAUGAACAAACCCACACUACUUUUGUUACAAGAGCUGUUAGAGUUGUAGAUUUGAUUACAAAUCUGGACAUGGGAGCAUUUCAAACACACAAUGGCCUUACAGUGUUCAUUGAAAGACUAAAGCAUGAGGUGGAUAUAUGCAGACGAGAAGUGCCCUAUGUCAUUAGGCCAACCUUCAACAACCAACAAAAUGAAGAUGGGGAAAGAGAUGGUGGCUUGCAGUGUUUCCCACAGAGAGGUGCAUUGUUGAAAUCAAUGUUAAAUUUCCUAAAGAAAGCUAUACAGGAUCCUGCAUUUUCUGAUAGCAUCCGCCAUGUAAUGGAUGGAUCUCUGCCAAGUUCCCUCAAGCAUGUAAUCAGUAAUGCUGAGUAUUAUGGUCCAUCUUUAUUUCUCUUGGCAUGUGAGUUAGUAACUGUAUACGUAUUCCAAGAACCAUCUUUGCUAUCGUCUCUUCAAGAGAGUGGUCUUACUGAUGUCAUGCUGCAUGCAUUACUUAUCAAAGAUGUUCCUGCCACAAAAGAAGUAUUAGGCUCUCUCCCAAAUGUGUUCAGUGCUUUAUGUUUAAAUGCAAGAGGCCUGCAAGCAUUUGUCAAAUGCAAACCAUUUGAAAAAUUGUUCAAAGUGCUGUUGUCACCUGACUAUUUACCUGCCAUGAGAAGAAGAAGAAGUUCUGAACCUGCUGGUGAUACAGCAUCAAAUUUGGGAAGUGCCAUGGAUGAGUUAAUGAGACACCAACCAUCCCUCAGAACUGAUGCCACUAAAGCUAUAAUCAAAUUGUUGGAGGAAGUAUGUGCAAUGGGCAGAGAUAUGAAAUUCAUCUGUAGUCGGAGUUCAGGGAAGUCUGAGACAGUCACCACUGCUGUUCUAAGAGUGAAUAAUGCGGAGAAUGAAGUAUCUAGUGAAGAUGAAGAGGACGAAGAUGAUGUUUCUAGUACAACUAGUCAAACUAGUGCACCAAAGACUGACAUGGAAGCACAACCUCCAGGAUCAGAAACCAGGACCCCUAUACCUUUAUUGGAUUAUGUUCUCAAUGUGAUGAAGUUUGUUGAAUCUAUCCUAAGCAAUAAUACAACUGAUGAUCACUGCAGAGAGUUUGUUACUCAGAAUGGUCUUAUACCUCUCAUGGGCAUCCUAGGCCUGCCAAAUCUACCUAUUGAUUUUCCGUCAACUCCUGCUUGUCAAGCUGUAGCUAGUGUCAGCAAGUCUGUUUUGACUUUAGCCCAUGAACCCCAAGUAUUAAAGCAAGGUCUGCUUCAUCUGAAUGAAGUGUUGCAGUCAUUGGAACCUCUACACCAACCAUUAGAAGCACCAGGUGGCUCUGUUCUUCUCAGAGAAUUAGCCAGCUGCCCAAAUAUGGCUGAAGCGUCACUGUCUUCAUCAGCAACACCCUUGUUGCAUGCCAUGUCUUCGGCACAUGCAUAUAUUAUGAUGUUUGUUCAUGUAUGUCGGGUUGGAUCUAGUGAUAUACGGUCAAUCUCUAUCAACCACUGGGGAUCUGAUCUUGGACAAAAAGUACUUGAGGGGCUCAGUAGGCUAUAUUCCUCCCUAGUCUGGGAAAGUACAAUAUUGCUGGCUCUUUGCACUCCUGAUUCAUUACCUGACACUUGUGAAUUUGGAAAAGCUGAUAUGGAAAAGCUUCUGCCAAAGGACUUUCAACCAGAUGUUGUAGCAAAGUCUGUGAAAGCUAAAGUUGAAGAUAAAAAUGAACCGUCUACAAGCAAUAAUUUAAGGACUAAUGAAUCUGCUACUUCACCGAUGGACAUUACUUCUGAUGGAAUUGCACCCAUGGAUAUUGAUGAUGUGAAAGGUGAUACCACUCAAGAUGCCAAAAGCAAAACGAAAAUGUCACCGCAACUUACGCACCAAGUUAAGCAAAUCAAACCACUGCUUUCAGCUUCUUCCAGGCUUGGCAGAGCCUUAGCGGAACUUUUUGGACUCCUUGUCAAGUUGUGUGUAGGAUCGCCUGUAAGGCAAAGGAGAAGUCAUCAUUUACCUACUGUUCCCUCCUUACCUCCUGAACCAGCUAGGCUAACAGCGACUUCUCUUUGUGGACUGUUAGAGAGUGGUCUUUCAUGGACUCCACCAGAAUGGUCACCUACUCCCAGGUUCAGGUUGACAUUCUUUAUUUGUUCUGUUGGUUUCACAUCACCUAUGUUAUUUGAUGAAAAGAAAUAUCCCUAUCAUCUGAUGCUACAGAAGUUUAUGUCAUCUGGUGGUCAUACAGCACUCUUUGAAACAUUCAACUGGGCGUUAUUUCAUGGUGGAAAUGCACCAAACAAAGAUGGUUCUGAUAUACCAGAUGGAACUGGUGAAUUUCUUGAUGCCUGGUUAAUGUUGGUUGAGAAGAUGGUGAACACCAAGACGAUACUAGAAUCACCACACACAUUACCUGUUAAGGCCAGUCAACCAGGAUUUGUGCCAUUCAGCCCUGUGCAGUUUCUCAUACAUACACACAAGGCUGCUUUCCAUGCAGUAAUGAACCUAUGGGAUAGGAAGCCCCUCAAAGUGUAUGGAGGGAGAAUGUCUGAGAGCAUGCUGGCCAUACUCUGCCAUAUUCUACGUGGAGAAUCAGUCAUACGAUGGAGACUUGAAAAAGAGAGAGAGAAGGAGAAAGAGAAAGAAAAAAGUGCCAGUGCUAGUGCAUCACAGGUGUUAGUGAAACUAGCUCAGCUUCCACUAUGGCUACUAGUGCUACUGCUGCUGCUAGAAGUGGUCCAAUUAAUGGACAUGGGAUUUUCAAGAGAGCAUGCCCUAGAAGCACUUCGACAUACUUCUUCUAUAGAGCAAGCUACGGAAUGGAUUCUUGUACACCCACCACCAUUACCAGGUGCACCGGACCUUGGUUCAGAGAUUGGUUUAUCUGAAGAGGAUCAAAUGUUGAGGGCAAUUGCAAUGUCUUUAGGAGAAAAUGUACUCAUGUCAACAGAAGAUGAGGAGGAACAGAAAAAGAAAGAAGAUGAGGAAAAGAAGAAGGUGGAGAAAAGGAAAUCACUAGAGGAGAAAGAUAAAAUUAAAGAGGAAGAUCCCCUUGAGAAAUCUGUGCUGGAUAACUUUACUGGCAAGAUGUUACCAGGAUGUCUGAAAUUGUUAGAUGAAUUGCCAGAUACUGUAUAUAGAAUAUGUGAUUUGUUGGUGGUGUCUAAAAUCAGGAAUGGUGAUGAAUGGAGAGACGAUAUGCUUAUGUGUCUUAUUCAACAGGUGUUUGAGUGCGCUAUGGUACUGGUAGAAGCUGCUGCCCCGAUGACUGUAAGCGACACUAGAACAGUGUCAGAAUGGGCUAAACAACUCACUGCAGUACCAGAAUCUAUCAAGCUAGCUUCAAGGAUACAUCUGUUCAGUUUGUUAUUUGAGGCAAUGAAGAUACCGUGUGCUCAGGCAGUUGAAAAGUCAGGCGUUCUUGAUGUCUUAGUUCGCUUACUUGAUGGCACACAGCAUUGUCUUGCUGCUGCUAAAGAUACCACCACACCCAAGUACCUAGCACCGUUGAUGCUGCUUGUUGAUCUCUAUGAAAAGACCUCAGUGGGAACUAAAAGAAGAAAAGAGCAAAGAAAGGUUGCAUCCCAUACUUGGAAGUGGUUUGAUGAUAGGAAUGGUAAAUGGUGUCAUUAUAGUGCCAGUAAUAAUAAGACCAUAGAUGAUGCCUAUUAUGCUGGGGAAACCAACAUUAGAUUUUCUGCAGGGAGACGAAGAUAUACUGUGCAGUUCAACCACAUGGUACAGGUGAAUGAAGAAACUGGAAACAGAAGACCAGUGAUGUUAUCUUUGAUACAAAAAGAAGUUAAAGAACCACAGGAAGCAGCCAGUCAACUUAAAUACAGUGUGGAAGAAUCAGCAGAUUCUGGAAAGAAGAGAAAGACCGAGAUUGAUGAAAGCCUUUUGUCAACUUCUGUACAAAAUCAAGAUAAAGCAACUGAACGUAACAGUGAGAGUAAGAAAGAUGGUGUUGAUGAUAAAAAAGAAGCUGAAGCGCCUGUUGUUGAAGUUAUAGGCUUGGCACCAGAACAGAUACAGACUAUUGUAAGGUGUUGCGUUGGAUUGAUCAGUGUACCAGUGGAUUCAGAAACUCUUCAUGCAGUGUUGAGAGUUACCUUAAGAUUUACGAGAGAGCAUCAGAAUGCUCUGCUAUUUGCUGAGUUAGAUGGUCCAAAAAUGUUGUUGUCACUAAAGCAGCCUUCUGGAUUCCCUGGAUUUACAUCUCUAGCCACCUUGAUUUUGAGACAUGUCAUGGAAGAACCUCACACAUUGAGGCAUACUAUGGAAAAGGUUGUGAGAACAGCAGCGACUGGUAAUAUUGGUAGCAGUAUAUGUGGUGUUGCAGCAGGUACCAUAGGUGCUAAAGAAUUACAUUAUAUUAUGCGAGUUCUUGGACCGGCUGCGUGUCACAAUCCGGAUUUGUUUGUGGAUGUUGCUAAAGUCAUUUUAAGAGUAGCUUUGCCAACUCCCUCAAGAAGAGAUGAAGAUGAAGCUCGUCUAGUUGGGCCGAAUGUUCCACUGAUUCUGAAGACCACAUCUGUCAAGUCGUCAAUGCCUCCACCAAUAGAUGGACCUAUAAAACAAGUGUUAUGUGAUCUUCUUAAUGCAUUGGUAGUUGUACAAAGUGAGGAAGUACCACCACAAACAGCUGAUGUACCAAAGCCAGACAUGAAGGAAAGCCCUCCAACUGUGUCUGAAGAAAUUGGUCAAGCUCUUCGUGAAGUUGGAGAUGAUUUCAUUCGACAAUAUUCAGUUAAUGGUACAAGUAAUCGAGCUGUACGUAGACAAGACAGUAUUGUUGUUGAUACCGAAGCUGAAGCGGGAGAUGAAGACCAUCAGGUUGCUGAAAGUAGCCAGUCCUCAGCCACUGUUGUUGAAUCUCAAGAAAGCACAACUGUCAAAGAGAAAGAUCCUGAACAAAAAGAUGAAGCAAGUAUCAAAAAAAGCAAAGAGGAAACUGCUAAAUUAGCAGCAGCAAACAGACCCCUCAUGCCAAAAUCAGCGAUACUCCGACUUCUUGCAGAGUUAGUUAGAUCCUAUGCUGGAUGUGCUGCCAUGAUUACUCAUUAUCAGUACACAGGUGGACAAACACCACAUUUGAAAGAAGAUUGCCAUGUAUUGGCAUAUAUCAUGGAUCAUUUACUACCCCAGUGUCAGACUGCUGGGGAUAAAGAUACGCCUCCAUUGUCAAGAGUUUUCCUAGCUAGUCUUGCUGCAUGUACACAUAGUACAGAUGCCCAGAGUGCUCUUGUCAAUGAAGUCAAAUCUGCUCUAACAAGAGCAUUAGCUUUUCCUGAAAGUGCUGAAAAGCAUUCUAAAGUACAAGCACUGACAGGUUUAAUCAGUAUUAUAAUUGAUGCUUGUCCACCAACUGGUGCUUAUCAUCAAACUCAGACAUUCAAAUCACAAACGAAUGGCAUGAACAAUAUCAUACGUCUGUUAUUGAAACGUGGAUUGGUGGCAGAUUUAUCUAGAAUACCCCACCACCUUGAUUUAUCCAGUCCCAGUAUGGCUUCUACUGUCAAUGCUGCUUUAAAACCAUUGGAAACAUUGACAAGGAUUGUUAACCAGCCAACAACUGCAACUACCACUAACAAGAGCACUAAAAAGUCUGGCAGAUCUAGCGAAACUGGUACUCCUGGCGAGGAGCUGCAUGCUGAUCAACCCCAAGGAGAAAAUGUCACGGUCGUUGACCCAAGUGGAACAGGAACUCUUGAUACAACAGCUGGUCAAGAUAGCCAAGCAGCAGCGGAUAUGCUUGAUAUAAGUGAAGUUGAAUCAGAACAGCUAGGUGCACAGACGCAAGAGGAUGACCAUCAAAUUGGAGAUGAACAUGCCAUGGAGGCAAGUGCAGAACUGGACGAUAUCAUGGAUGAGAUACUAGAAAGACAGAGUGGGAAUAGACCUGCAGUCUUACAGGAUACUCUCAUUACAGCUCCAGCACCAACAAGGUUCAUAGAUCAAGGAGAUAAUAGAAUCAGAUGCCAUCCACUGAUUCUUGUAGAUUCUCAAGAUGAAGAUGCUCAUCGUGAUGAGGAAGAGGAAAUUGGAGGAGGAUUGGCUGAUGCAGAAAUGGCAAGUCACCAUGACAGUCAUGGGGAUGAUGAAAGUGCUGCAGAAGAUCAUGAUGAUGAAAGUAUACAUGAUGACGAUGACUCUGAUACCAGUGCUUGUGAUGACGAUGAUGACAGUGUUAGUGAAGAUGAUCAUCAGGAUGAUGAUGACGAUGACGAUGAUGAUUGUGAUGAUUGUGAUGAUGAUGAGGAUGGGUCCGAUAUGGAAGCUGAUGGCGGUGAAUACCAUGAUAUUGAUGAGUCUUAUGAUGACAGAGUACAGGACAGAGAUGAUGAUUUCUUUGUGCAUUUAGAAGAAGUAUUUCCAGGUGAUUCUGGUUUCUUUGAUGAUGGAGGUUUUCUCUCCAAUGUGCCAUCUGUACGGAGUUAUCAACUUCCUGUCUCGGUUCAUGAUGAUGUGACCAAUGCUAAUGAUCCAGCUGGCCAAUCCAUUCCUUUAGCUCCUGGUGGUGUAUCUGUUAACCAUCCACUGUUGAUACGUCACUCUGAUCAGCAUAGUCAUAUAACCCAUGGACAUAGUCAUUCAUCAAGAUUACACAGAGCAGCCAGACAAAGGCACAGGGCUAUUCAUGUAUAUCCUCCAGGUGGACGUCAUCCUAAUCCACCAGCUAUACUUCAAAGAUUGCUUGGCCCUACCGCUGCAGCUGAUGUUCUCCAGUUAACAACUUCCCUGUCUUCUACCAUGGGUGGUGGUCAAGCUCGACUUCUAGUUGGCGACAAUGACUUUCGUGUUUUAGCUAGGACAGAUGAUGAUCUAUUUGAUGAUUUCUUCCAUGAUAAUUACAAUGAAGGUGUUGGUAAUACACAUAUAUCUAGUGUUCCCUCGCCAUUGAGUAGGUGGGCUGAAGAGUCAAGAGUUCUAGAUGGAGAAAGUGUUCAUGAUCUUGUUGCAGUUUUAAAGCCUCCAAUCUUGGCAAUAUUAGAAAAGCACAGAGAUGAUGAGUUAGCUGAGAGGAAGGAGAAACGAAAGAAAGAAAAUGAAGAAGAUGUGAAGAAAAAACAGGAAGAUAAAGAGAAAAGGGAAAAAGAGUUACUUAACCAGGCUGACAAAUUCACAGUAGAGAUGCUAGAAAGUGGAUCUGCAAGAACCGAGGGAACACAAGAAGCUAUCAGCAAUAUGGCUGCCAGCAUUGCAGCAGCAGCAGUCCACCUUGGCACAUCAUCUGUCCCUUCAACACUAACAUCAACAACAGUGACUGGUAUAGUUGGAACUCCUACUCCAGCUUCUGAUUUGGAGUCAUCACUUAUCACCAGAUCAUCAGUGGUAACAGCUAGCAGUGCAGAGGUUUUAAGUACUCCAGCGGAUAUUGUAUCAAUUCCAAACAUCACCCCUGAUGCACCUAGACUCCAGAGGUGUGUGCCUUCUGUAGGGUCAACUCUUGCUACUGACUUGUUUGCAUCAGAACAAGCAGCUAGUGAUAGUACACUGGAUACUGCACAAGAACUUACCAACCCAACAGCUGCUGUCACUCCAGCAAUGCAAACUGUCCAAGAUGUAAACAUUGUUGACCUUACACCUGGUAUUGUAGCCAGAUACCCACAAGAAGGUGUUAUGACAUUUACCCCAACUGCCAGUCAAAGUGAACCUAUUCCAAUGAACAUUGACAUUCAAAGCGAAGCAGAUAAGCAGCCGCCACCAGCAGGAUCAGUCGUAACCCCACCUGAAGAAUCUCCUGAUAAUAUGCCAAGUUUGGAGGGUAGUGUUGUUCCAUCUGCAAGCACGCCAACCUCAUCUGGCUCCACAGUUUCAACCAGUUCAGGUGCAGUCACAAUAGCAUCAUUACUUGCUGAGGGAGAAGAAAAUGUUCAAAAUCAAGAGAGUGGAGAAAGAAGCAGUGCCCCAGCAGAAACUGAGACAAUGCCAAUAAGUGAAACAAGUGGCGCAGCAACAUCUGAGGAACAAGAAGGGGAAGCUACUGCUCUGAGUGGAGAGCCUAGUGCUGAGCCGAGUAUAUCAGAUAUAUUUCAAGGAAUUCAACUUCCAGAAGGUGUUGAUCCAUCUUUCCUUGCUGCAUUGCCAGAAAAUAUUCGACAAGAAGUGCUUCAAGAACAUUUCGGUAUUCAACAGCCAAGAAUACCAGCUGCUGCACCACCACCUACACCUCAAACAACUACCCCUGCUAAUAAUAGUGCUAGUGCCAGUGCUAGUGCUACUGCUACUGCUAGUGCUACUGCUAGUGGUACAAGUGAAUCGUCAUCCCUUACACAGGUCAAUCCAGAGUUUUUGGCUGCGUUACCACCUCACAUACAAGAAGAGGUAUUGCAGCAAGAAAGGGCUGAGCAACAACGUCUUCUAUCACAACAAGCUGGUCCAUCAUCUCAAGAACCCAUUGACCCAGCUUUAUUUAUUCAGAAUUUGCCAGCAUCUUUGAGGCAGACUGUUUUGCAGGAUAUGGAUGAUAGCAAUGUUGCAUUAUUACCAGCUGAUAUGGCUGCUGAAGCACAGGCUCUUAGAAGAGAAAUGCAGCUGAGACGCACACAGGAACGACUUCUGCAUGAAAAUAGUGUUUUGUCAGCUUUAUUCCGUUCAGGUUUCCCAGGAAGAGUUGGUGGCAGAGGUGUGACUUAUGCUCGAGUAUCCAUCCCACAGUCCAGAGGAAGUAAUUGGGCAUGGGGUAAUGUUGGUCGCAAUGCCCAAGCCGGAAGUGCUGGACCAAUAGCAAAAUUUCGUGGACGUCAGCUUGUUGAUGCUGAAGCUUUAACUUGUUUACUAGUUUUACUUUUUGUUGACGAGCCAAAACUGAGUACUGGACGAUUACAUCGUGUUUUACGUAAUUUAUGUUACCAUCAACAAACCCGAGUCUGGGUUAUACAAUCUCUGUUAGGGAUUUUAGAAAGGACCCAUUCCUGUGAGCCAUGUGCGUCUCCAAGUAGUCAGACCAGUGAAGUUGUAGAAGUUCUACCUUCAACUUCUCCUAUGCAAAGGACAGAUUCGUUUAAAUCAAACCAGCCAUCGUGGUUGUCUGUGAGCAUGGAUGCUGCACUUGGUUGUCGUACAAAUGUCUUCCAGAUUCAGCGAAGCGUAUGUGGUAAGAAAGCCAGUGAGAAGAGCCAUACAGUCAUACAAAUUCAUCCACAGGCUGCUCCUGUAGUGUGUCGGCAUGUCUUAGAAACUCUUAUUUCUCUAGCAAAAAUUUUUCCAAGCCAGUUUGUGCCAUUGAAAGCCAAGGAAAGCCAAAGUUGCUCCUUGGAGGACAAGUCUAAUGAAGGAAUGAAACCAGGCACUAAGCCAUCUAGUCAAGUUAGCAACGCGUCUGCUUCAGGUACAACAAAACUAACUUCUAAGCAGGAAUCUGAUUUUUGGGAACUUCUUGUCAAGCUGGAUAAUACAAGUAUAGGAAAGAAAGGGAAAGGAGCAUUGAAAUCGCAUCUGAAUAGUGCCAUGGACAAAGAGAAUGUGGCUGCCACCCAUGAAGCCCCUAUUAGCCAUUUAAUGGUACAGCUUUCCCAUCCUGUAGUGAGGCGUAGUGCACAGCUGACAGAUAGACUUCUUCGGUUACUGUCACUUAUUUCUAUAGCACUGCCAGAAAUACAGAAAACCAAACUAAGUGUGGAAGAAUCUGUGCUAAAUUUACCUGGUACACCUGCCAGAGAUACUACUUUAACAUCUGAGACACCUACUGCUACUGCCAACCAUAGUCAAGAUAGUGAAAUGGCAAGUGGUACAAGUUCUGUUGAAUCGAUGGAAGCCCAAGGAACAAAUGACUCUCCCAAAACAGAAAAUAAAAAAGAAGAUAAGAAAGAAGAGGAAGAACCAGAUGAGCCGCUUAUUUCUGCUGACAAUUUACAACUGGCUGUUGAUGUUUUAACAUCUCAUUCCUGCACAGAAGAAGGUUUAGAAGAUGCCACUAGUUUAUUAUUGCAGCUAUCUAAACAUGAUAAAACUAGAGACUCUGUCUUAACUUUACUACUGGUUGGUGCCAGACAACUUGGUUUUACACUAUGCAAAGAUAUUAAGAUACUUCUGAAAGAGCUUAGAGAUCAUAACACAAAAACUAAUGCUGCGUUGGAGUCUGAAGGAAAUGAUGACUCUUCCCUUUCAACAGGAAUUGCUCAUGGUGGACUUAUUGGGGAUAGGUUUAACAGAGGACAACGUCUUGUAGUGACAGCACCAAGCCAUCGUAAAGGAGGAUAUGAACUUCGAUUACCUUCUAUGUCACUGUUCACUAGUAAAACAUCCACCCAGCUUUUCUUCCUCAGGAUAUUGCGCGUGAUAAUUGAACUACGAACUGCCAAAAGAAUGAAGGAGACCAGAGAAAGACAGGCAAAAGAAGCGAGAGAGAGGGCAAGGGAAGAACGUGACCUUGCUGCUGCAGCUGAACCAUCUACAUCACAAGCUCAAGGUGGACAAGAACAGCAGAAUAGUACUGAACCAUCAACAGAAACACCAGCAGCUACCUCAGCAGCACCUACACCAACUGUAUUGGCAAAUAACCUAGAGAAUGUGGAAGCUCCAAUGGAAGUAGAAGAAGGACAAGGAACAGUUGAAUCUAAGGAAAGUACAUCAAAGGAAAAGCCAGCAGAGGAAGAUAAGAAAGAGGCACCAGACAAUUUGCCAAGGCUUAGUGCUGAACUAGCCUUAGAUGAACUUUGGGAUACAUUAAGUGAAUGUUUAGUAGAAUUAAAAGAAACAACAGACCACCAUGCUGUUCUGGUUCUUCAAACUGCUGUGGAAGCCUUCUUUCUUGUCCAUGCUACAGAUAAAGAUUCUAAUAAACCUGGGGAAUUGCAAAGGCUAAUGAGUCGUGAAGCAUCAUAUAGUUUAUCAUCUCUUGAAUCAGGUCCAUUAUCACCUGCUCCAAAUACCCCGGGAGUAACAGGGGCACCAUCAAGUCCAUUCUCCCGCGAGAAUUCAAUUGCGUCACUUGUAGCACAAAAUUUACCUCCAGAUACUCUGAAGUUCCUUGUGUUUGCUGAAACACAUCGCAUAGUUUUAAAUCAGAUCCUCCGACAGUCUACCACACCAUUGGGAGAUGGUCCAUUCUCUGUCUUAGUGGAUUACACACGAGUACUAGACUUUGAUGUUAAGAGACGUUACUUCAGGCAGGAACUGGAACGCAUGGAUGAUGGUAUGAGAAGAGAGGACUUAGCAAUUCAUCUGAAGAGAGACAACAUAUUUGAAGACUCAUUUCGAGAACUUCAUAGGAGAUCAGCGGAUGAAUGGAAGAAUAGAUUCUACGUUGUCUUUGAAGGUGAAGAAGGUCAAGAUGCUGGUGGUCUUUUGAGAGAAUGGUAUCUCAUUAUUUCAAAGGAAAUUUUCAACCCAAUGUAUGCCUUAUUUAUGAUAUCCCCUGGAGAUCGUGUUACCUACAUACCCAAUCCAUCAUCACACUGUAAUCCAAAUCAUCUUAGCUACUUCAAGUUUGUAGGGCGUGUGAUUGCUAAAGCUGCUUUCGACAACAAGCUGCUGGAAUGUUAUUUCUCAAGAUCUUUUUACAAGCACAUUCUAGGGAAGCCUGUUAAGUACAUAGAUAUGGAGAGUGAAGAUUAUGCUUUUUAUCAGGGUUUGGUGUUUCUUCUUGAACAUGACGUUAAAGAACUUGGUUACGAUUUAACCUUCAGCACAGAGAUUGAAGAAUUUGGUGUGACUGAAGUCAGAGACUUGAAACCUAAUGGUCGUAAUAUCAUAGUCACAAAAGAAAACAAACAUGAAUAUGUCAACUUAGUCUGUCAGAUGAAGAUGACUGGGGCUAUUCGCAAACAAAUUGAUAGUUUUCUUGAAGGUUUCUAUGAUAUCAUUCCAAAGAGAUUGAUAUCAAUAUUCAAUGAGCAAGAACUAGAACUACUCAUCUCCGGAUUACCAACUAUUGAUAUUGACGAUUUGAAAGCCAAUACAGAGUACCAUAAGUAUCAGCUCAAUUCAUUGCAGGUGCAAUGGUUUUGGAGAGCUUUGCGUUCAUUUGAUCAAGCUGAGCGUGCAAAUUUCUUACAGUUUGUCACUGGUACAUCUAAAGUACCACUACAGGGUUUCACAGCAUUGGAAGGUAUGAAUGGACCACAGAAGUUUCAGAUUCAUCGAGAUGAUAGAUCUACUGACAGAUUGCCCGUUGCUCAUACUUGUUUCAACCAGCUUGACCUUCCUGCUUAUGAGACAUACGACAAGUUAAGGCAUAUGAUAUACCUGGCUAUUACUGAAUGUACAGAGGGAUUUGGUCUUGCCUAACCUACUUUCAGAGAACAUCACAAUCCUGUCAAUUGUCACAUGUCUUUUUUGUAUUCAACUUGUUUUCCUGCUACAGUUUUAUAAUGUACAACAAUGUGAAAAGAUACUUAUUUGAGUUGCAUGCCUGUAAAUACAAUGUAUAGCAAGUUGUCUCAGGUUAGGCCACAGUAAAUAAAUCAUUUGUUUUACACCACAUCAUAUCUUACAAAAUUAAAGCAGUCCACUUGAUUGUGCACUUUGUGCUCUCUAUCCUGGUCAAGUCUGUACAGUCACAUUCAAAAGAAGUAAUUUUCAGCAUGUACAUGUGUGUAUGUAUGCAAAACAAAACUCACUUUUUCUUUUGGCGUAAUUGAAAAUUUAAACUAACUGAUACAUGUGUCAAGAGAAUAGAACUCUGCUAUACUUGCAGAAUAUGUAAAUUUGUUAUUUUACUUGACAUAAUAAUCUGAACUUUCUAUACAGAUAAGGAAGUUCAAUCAAAACUUUAAUAUUUUGGUAAAUUUAUUCUCAACCCAAGGUUGCAGUGAGCGUAUUUUGCUUAAUGAAAGUUGAGAGGACAUUUGCUGUAUGAGAUUCUGCCUUCUUUAGUUGAGUGUUUUUAUAGCCUAUAGAAGUUUGGAAAGUUCAAUAUAAAUGACUGGUUGGCAAGAAUUUAAACACAUGUAUAUUGACAAUUAUUUUCAUGUUACUAAUAAUUCAUCACUUUCAGAUAUAUAAAUAUUGUUUUUGUUUAGUUUGAAUGUCUCGGAAUAUUGCCUUUAAAAGGUAUAUUGGGUUGUAGGGAAGAGGUAGACCAAGGACAGAGUUUAAACUGGUGUUUAUAUCCAUGAACAGAAACUUUAAUGCAUUACUUGAUAUCGUAGCAUGCUUUGUUACUGAGGGACAGACUUUCAUUUGAUUUUGCAUACCAGCAAUGCUGUAAAAAAUAAAAUGAACAAUCCUUA
Molecule: messenger RNA, 14109 nt
Organism: Saccoglossus kowalevskii
Lineage: Eukaryota; Metazoa; Hemichordata; Enteropneusta; Harrimaniidae
Product: E3 ubiquitin-protein ligase HUWE1-like
Biological process (GO): ubiquitin-dependent protein catabolic process; protein polyubiquitination
Cellular component (GO): nucleus; cytoplasm
Molecular function (GO): protein binding; zinc ion binding; ubiquitin protein ligase activity
Source: RefSeq, a predicted model, not a curated record